Molecule: messenger RNA, 6137 nt
Organism: Esox lucius (northern pike)
Lineage: Eukaryota; Metazoa; Chordata; Actinopteri; Esociformes; Esocidae
Gene: zmynd8
Product: zinc finger, MYND-type containing 8
Exons: 21
Coding region: 1258-4890 (1210 amino acids)
Biological process (GO): regulation of DNA-templated transcription
Molecular function (GO): protein binding
Source: RefSeq, a predicted model, not a curated record
ACCCAAUAACUGCUGGUUUAAACUAGUUUAAUCCAAAAAUUCCAGUAUGGAUUUUGUAAAAUGCAUCUCUUGUACUUCAUGUUUACAUUUUUGCUUGUUGGCAGGAAACUGGGGAAUAGAGUUGUGGUCAGAUUUACCAAAUUUGCUACAAAGAUUUGCUACAUUGCCGUUCCUACUGAAAAAGAAUCAAAUAGUUAUUGUACAACCAUGAACAGAUGUUUUGUUUGGUAUGUGUGAUCAGUGCCAAGGUGUGUCGUUAAGCUAUGAAUUAACAUUUCUAAAGAAGCGGUGCGUGUUGAACCCAAAACCCAGUACGACAGUAUGUGUUCUGGUAAACGUUUGGCUUUCCGAUUUAAAGGUUGUGUGUACAUUUUAUUUCCAGCUAGCAAGCAUCAGGAAACGACACUAAUCAUAUUUCUCCAUUAGCUGUUGUCCAGUAUGAUAUAAAAGACAGGCUGGCCUGACACUGGACCAUUGAAGAUGUAUUUGACCAUGGUAAAGUAUCAGACAGGGAAAAAUGUGUUGGCAGCCCGUUCUCCAGUCUAAACCAUCGCCAUCCAUUUUGAUUCUGAGGCCUGUGACAUUUUCAGUCCUGUCUUUGUGCUCGGCAUAAGGCCUUUCCUGCAUUCCUGUGAGCUGCUCUACUGGUAAGCUGUGUGUGCUCUUUACAGCAGCUUCCCUCAGCUGGAGCUCAGUGUGCUCUGCAGGCAGGGAGUGGAUGUCUUCAAAAUGGACGCCACCACACACACUGCCUCAGAGCCGUGAAGGGAGAGGGAGGGAAUCUGAUAUGUUCCCUCUCUGCCUGUGUAACUGAAUCCCCCAUGUUUUUGAAAAAUGCACACAAUCAGUAAGGACUAUACAGGCUUUGAGGGACUGAGGGACUUGGUUCCAGGGAUUUUUUGAUAGUGAGGAGAAAUCCUCUCUGCAUUGCAGCACUGUGUCUGCGGAGAGAGGGGAGAAGAGAGCCUGUGUGGCACACUGAGCCGGCCGCCCAAUCAGGCAGCUCCGUGUGGCGCUCAAACCAAUCAGCAGCUCACAGCCGAGGUUAAAGAUUGACAAUCGCAUAGAGAGCAGCAGGGAGAGCAAGGCCCUUAUGGAAAAUUCUGCACCCAUCUUUGUCUCAUCCCCCACCGGCCUCACUAAUUGAAAAAAAAGAGAGAGAAUAAAAAAAGGCUGAAGAAUCUAUAUUCUGUGCGUAAAGAGAAAAAAAGUGUGGCUGAGGAGGAGGUGAAGACUGAGUCGGAGGCAGUGGAGGGGAUGGAGAUUGCUACACGAUCCAAAGUUUUAGACCCUGUGCCAGUGGAACGGGCGGCGCAGAAACGCAAGGUGCCCAGCCCUCCUCACUCAUCCAACGGCCACUCCCCAGCUGAGACCUCCCCCAGCCCGGUUAAAAAGAAGAAGAAACCAGGAGCGGUCAGCAGCAGUAAAGACCAGUCAGAACUAAGACAUGGUCCCUUUUACUAUGUGAAGCAGCCAUCACUCACCACAGACCCUGUUGAUGUUGUACCGCAGGACGGGAGGAAUGACUUCUACUGCUGGCUGUGUCACCGCGAGGGCCAGGUGCUCUGCUGUGAGCUCUGCCCGAGGGUGUACCACGCCAAGUGCCUCAAACUGCCCGCAGAGCCCGAGGGGGACUGGUUCUGUCCCGAGUGUGAGAAAAUAACAGUUGCAGAGUGCAUAGAGACUCAGAGUAAAGCAAUGACCAUGCUAACGUUAGAGCAGCUGUCUUACCUGCUAAAGUUUGCUCUCCAGAAGAUGAAACAGCCAGGUGACCAACCACGCUCGUCAUGUCACUCCCCUCAUGCAGCCGCCCCGCAGAGAAAGGCUUUUAAUUGGACGGAACCCUUCCAGAAACCAGUAUCUCUUGAACAGCAUCCAGACUACGCAGAGUACAUAUUUCAUGCCAUGGACCUUUGUACAUUAGAGAAGAAUACAAAAAAGAAAAUGUAUGGGUGUACUGAAGCUUUCUUGGCAGAUGUGAAAUGGAUUUUACACAACUGCAUCAUUUAUAAUGGAGGCAAUCAUAAGCUCACCGCCACAGCUAAAGUUAUAGUAAAAAUCUGUGAACAUGAGAUGAAUGAGAUUGAGGUCUGUCCAGAGUGCUAUCUGUCUGCUUGCCAAAAGAGAGAUAACUGGUUCUGUGAGCCAUGUAGUAAUCCACACCCUCUGGUGUGGGCCAAGCUGAAAGGGUUUCCAUUCUGGCCUGCCAAAGCACUGCGAGACAAAGACGGGCAGGUGGAUGCUCGCUUCUUUGGACAACACGAUAGGGCGUGGGUCCCCUUAAACAACUGCUACCUCAUGUCCAAGGAGAUUCCCUUCUCUGUAAAGAAGACUAAGAGUAUCUUCAACAGCGCCAUGCAGGAGAUGGAGGUCUAUGUGGAGAACAUGAAAAAAAAGUUUGGAGUGUUCAACUACGCCCCCUUCAGGACGCCCUAUACCCCUGACAACCAGUACCAGAUGCUUCUGGACCCCGCCAACCCCUCGUCCGGCUUGGUCCGGCCCGAGAAGCAGGAGAAGAUCAAGUUUAACUUCGACAUGACUGCGUCCCCCAAAAUGCCCUUGGCCAGGGGCAUGCUGUCCGGUGGGGGAGGGGCCAUGGGGGGAGUUGGGGGGAGUACAGGCCAGAGGAUCUCCCUGACAGAUAUGCCCCGCUCACCCAUGAGCACAAACUCCUCUGCUCACACAGGCUCUGAUGGAGAGCAGGACAACCCAGACAAGGGCCAGACUAGAGCCCCCGCAAGCCACUUCAGUGCAGGAGAGGAAUCCAUGGACUGCACAGCAUCACCAGCUUCGACACGACCCGGUUCUGCUUCUGGUGCCAAAGACAGCCCUAAACCGGCCCUGUCUCUCGUCCCCAAACAGGAGAAAGCAGGCUCCACAGGGAGCAUCCUUAACCUAAACCUGGAUCGUAGCAAAGCCGAGAUGGACCUGAAGGAGCUGAGUAAGACUGUACAGCAGCAACAGCAGGGGGCGCCACCAAUCCUCCCCUCACCCAAGAAACAAAUCAGGAGCCGUUUCCAGCUCAACCUGGACAAAACUAUCAAGAGCUGCAAGGCCCAGCUGGGUAUAGAUGAGAUCUCUGAGGAUGUGUAUAAGGAAGUGGAACACAGCGACUCAGAGGAUUCUGAUAAAUCAGAUUCAAGUGACAGCGAGUACGCCAGCGACGAGGAAACCAAACCUAAGUCGAACGAGCCGGUGGAGGCCACUGACAACAGAGAGAAUGACCCUUCCAAGAGGGGGUCAAAAGACCCUCUGCCCCCUGGCCAAAGCAAGGAGGGCAAAACGGAGGGGCCAGCUACAGCCACAACCAUUGCAGAUGUGGGGGUAACAUCUACCCUCCCUGAAACUUCUAAAGAGAAACAGGUUGUGGAUUCCGACAAAGAGAUCCCAGAGAAAGCCAAAGCUGCUCCAGCGUCCCCAGUACCCAGAGAGAAGGCACAGGUGAAGCAGGAGACCAGGCAGCCCUCUCUGGUGGAUGACUCAGACUCUGAGAGGGAGCUGGUGAUCGACCUGGGGGAGGACCAGGGUGGCAGAGACCGCAAGAGGAGUCGGAAAGAUGCACAUGCCAACAAAGAUCCACCAGCAAAUAAAACAGAGGGCAAAGCCCCUUCAAGUGCCCUUACCGUGUCACAAAACCCCACGGUCCCUUCCCUAACCCCCUGCGUGAAAGACCCAUCACAGUCUCCACUAGCCAUACCUCUAAACAUGGUGUCCUUCACUGCUGCUGCUCCCACCACUGUUGGCCCCGCCCCACUGCCCAUUGCCACAUCCUCAACGGCCCCUGUCGCAGCCACCUCCUCUACCGCCACCGUGAAGAAACAGCGCCCUCUGCUGCCCAGGGAGACUGUCCCCGUGGUGCAGCGCGCAGUGGUGUGGAGCCCCGCCAACAAGUUCCAGACGUCCUCCCAGAAGUGGCACAUGCAGAAGGUGCAGCGGCAGCAGCAGAAUCAGCAGCCGACCACGCCCCCACUGCAGGCGGCGUCGCCGGGCCAGCCGCAGUCGCUGCCCCAAACGCCGGCGUCAGCAACAACAUCGCCUCCACCGCCAUCCUCGUCGCCACAGCAGCCUUCCCAAAGCACGCGGUACCAGACCAGGCAGUCCGUUAAAGCUGUCCAGCAGAAAGACCUUCAGCUCGGUACGUCGACUUCGGCUGUAACUUUGGUGACCAGUGCCCCUGCCUCUGUGGCCAUGAUGGCAGCCACCGGAGUAGGCACAGGCCCCUCCAACUUCCCCUCCACCUCUGUGGCAGGGGAUGUACAGAUCCCCACCGCGUCAGCGGACGUAGCGGCUGACAUUGCCAAGUACACUAAUAAAAUAAUGGACACAAUCAAAGGAACGAUGAGUGAGCUAUACAAUGACCUUUCCAAAAGCACAUCAGGCAAUACAAUAGCAGAGAUUAGACGAUUGAGAAUUGAAAUAGAAAAACUGCAGUGGCUUCAUCAACAGGAGCUGUCAGAAAUGAAGCACAAUCUAGAGUUGACCAUGGCAGAGAUGAGGCAGAGUCUGGAGCAGGAGAGGGAGCGCCUGGUGGCCGAGGUGAAGAAGCAGAUGGAGGUAGAGAAACAGCAGGCGGUGGACGAGACCAAGAAGAAGCAGUGGUGUGCCAACUGCAGGAAGGAAGCCAUCUUCUACUGCUGCUGGAACACCAGCUACUGUGACUACCCGUGCCAGCAGGCCCACUGGCCGGAACACAUGAAGUCCUGCACGCAGUCAGCAACAGCUUCACAGCAAGAGCCUGAGUCCGAGUCUACUACAGACGGCCCAAAUAAAGCCCCAGGGCAGGCCAGCGGUGGUCAAACCUCCAUCAGAGAAAUGACAGCAUCUGCCUCCAUAGACAAAGACUCUAAUGUGGAGAAAAUCAAGGACAAUGUCAUGGUUAGUCUGUCCUAACACUGAGCCCUUGCCCUAACACCAAGAAGCAGUCAUUACACUUGGACCUGUAAAAUAAAACUAUGGACACCUUCUUAACUAAUGGACACUGACAGUUUUCUUCUGCAUUUCUCAUUUCAAAUCGCUGCUCUGGAGCAAUCCAAAUGCUUUUUUUGUUUUGUUUCUUAUUGAUAUUUUUCCUCAGUGUUUUUAUCCACGGUUGAAUAUUUCCGAAAAGCUACAAACAUUAUUUUCCUUGGCAAUUAUACCUUAUGACCUGGAAAUCCGAAAGGCCAAAGUUGGGGCAUGUGACCACUAGAGGGCAUCACUUGUUCUCUCUAACGCAUUACACAUUACACUCCCAUUGCAACCUUACAGAAGCAGACUUGGCAUAGAAGAAAUUUGAUGACUACAUCAGCAAGUGUAUCUAUUAUUGUCUUUACUAUAUAUGAAUAAACAUGUAUAGUUUUUGAAAGUGUAAAGAGUUAGACCUUUUGACUGUUGGUCACCUUGCUGACCGAACUCAGUGUGAGUGGACCAGAAUGGAAUAUGGCUUAAGGUGACUGUUGAUCACCUAGAUGACCGAACUCAGUGUGAAUGGACCAGAAUGGAACAUGGCUUAAGGUGAAUGUUGACACACAGGUCUGUGAUUUAUUUUUUUGUAUUGUCCAUUUCGUACCUUAAUUUAUUUUUUUAUUUAUACUGAAAUGUUACUAUAAGGUAUUUUUUACAGACGUCAUGGUCAAUGGACCACCUGUUGAAGAUGGUUGUGAGGCUUUUUAAUUUAGAAUAUUUUUCUUUCCUCCCUUGUACUCAUUAUUUUUUUAUAAUGCAACAGCCAUUUUGUCUGUUUUUGACAUUUGUGUUUAUUCUCUUUCAUUUUGUAUUGUUGCAACUGAGACAUUUAAAGGCAAACACAGACUUAGUUUUUAACAAAGAAAGGGAAUAAAAUACACCACUAGUUUUUGAUUUUUUUGUGUGUGUUUUUCUGAAGAGAAUAGAAAAACAAACAUUUACAUAUCUGGUUGAAAAUCAUAGCAUACGUGUAUUAAACUGGUCUUUGAGCAUCAGGUUUUAGUGCUUCACUACACCUUAUUCACUCAUCUGCCGGGAAAACCCAUUUCUUUCCAUAAACUAUUGUCAUACUACAAUCUACUGUAAUGGAAUCAUUCCUUUCCCUGUAUAGAAAAGAAACUAUCUGAACUCUGUUGUAUUUCAUGUUGGUUUACAUUCUGUAAAUAAAUAAAAUAUGUUGUUCUGAAAAGUCA